Molecule: messenger RNA, 1068 nt
Organism: Cannabis sativa
Lineage: Eukaryota; Viridiplantae; Streptophyta; Magnoliopsida; Rosales; Cannabaceae
Product: enoyl-CoA delta isomerase 1, peroxisomal-like
Exons: 1
Coding region: 176-874 (232 amino acids)
Biological process (GO): fatty acid beta-oxidation
Cellular component (GO): peroxisome
Molecular function (GO): enoyl-CoA hydratase activity; delta(3)-delta(2)-enoyl-CoA isomerase activity
Source: RefSeq, a predicted model, not a curated record
UAUUCCUAACCACCUUAUUUUUCCCUAACCAAUUAAUUUUUGUUCUUCUAUUUGGAGUUUGAAGAACUUUUUAAAGCUUUAAACUUCUUCCUCCCAUAUUUUUUAUUUUUUUUCUUUUUAAUUUCACAAAGUCAUUGAAGAGGCACCCAUUAUCACAGAAGGUUCAAAUUCAAUUAUGUGCACGUUAGUGAAGAAAGGCAAAAUCUUCAUACUAACCCUAACGGCUCAAGAUGAACACAGGCUAAACCCAACUCUUAUCGAUUCAAUUCACUCAGCCAUACGCAGAGUCAGGUCAGAGGCUUCUUCUUCCUCAUCUUCCGCUCUCAUUACCACAGCCCAAGGAAAGUUCUUCUCCAAUGGCUACGACCUUGAUUGGGUUGGUUCAUCCCAAACCCGUGGUCCUCUUCUCGAAUCCAAGCUCAAACCACUCAUCGCAGACCUUAUAUCGCUCCCCUUACCGACCAUAGCCGCCGUUUCCGGCCACGCCUCUGCUGCCGGAUUCAUACUCGCUUUAAGCCACGACUACGUUCUCAUGAGGAAAGACAGAGGAUUCAUCUACAUGAGCGAGCUCGAUAUUCGACUACCGAUCUCGACCUGGGUCGUGGCUUUGAUCAAGUGCAAGGUCGGCGCGCCAGCGACUCGGCGGCUUCUUCUUCUGACGGCAGCGAAGGUAACGGCUAAAGAUGCUAUGGAAAAGGGAAUUAUUGAUUCGGCGCACGAUAGUGCUGAGUCGACGGUUAAGGAGGCGGUUGGUUUGGCGGAGAAGUUAGUGGAGAGGAAAUGGGAUGGUGACGUGUAUGCCCAGAUAAGGAUGGAACUGUUCUCUGAGGUCUGGGGUCAAAUUCGCGUGGACAACUGUGCAUCCAGGCUUUGAUUAUUGGGCCGGCCUUGCCAAAGGCCCAUAUCUAUCUAAAUCUACAUAUAGGGGUUUUUUUUUGGAUAAAUAUGGGAAUAUACAAUAGAGUUCACUUUUUUAUAUGACAAAAAUAAAUAAUGUAAAAAAAUAUAGGAUUAAAAAAUAAUUAAAGUUUGAAAUAUGAAAAAAUAUAAUAAAUAAAUUUGAUAAAA